AGCUAUGGAUUUUUUUAAAAUUUCCUGAAGAAGCAUCAUGUUAUAAUAAAUGAUGCUGCUAAACGUUGUUGUUUGUUAAUUAGGCUAAGAACCUAAUUUGUGUAACACUUCUUUGUAUAAAUUGUAGAACCAAGUAGUAGUACUCUUUCUUGUUAUUCUCUGCUUCUAUAAUGGCUUCAUCUUACGCAUCAUUCUCAUAUAUCUCCAAUGGUUUCGUUGCAAGCCCACCUCCAAAUUCUUCGGCUUUUCUCCCCCCUUCGUUGAAACUUACCACGAGGACAUCGAAUUCUCGGAAUCUGAGAAAUGGGGUUUCCCUGAAAUCUUCGAAUAAUCAUGGACUUCUAGUCAAAUCAAGAAAUUUCCGUAGUGUGUAUGCAAGAGCUUCUGCAGAGAAGACUGUUCACGAUUUCACUGUAAAGGACAUAGAUGGGAAAGAUGUAUCUCUGGACAAAUUUAAAGGCAAACCUCUUCUGAUCGUUAACGUCGCUUCAAGAUGUGGUUUGAAAUCAUCAAAUUACUCAGAGCUUUCACAUCUGUACGAAAAGUACAAGAACCAAGGAUUUGAGAUUCUAGCUUUCCCUUGCAAUCAAUUUGGAUUUCAAGAGCCUGGAUCAAACCCUGAGAUCAAGCAAUUUGCUUGUACACGAUUCAAAGCUGAGUUCCCUAUAUUCGAUAAGGUUGAUGUUAAUGGACCAACUACAGCUCCAAUCUACAAGUUCUUAAAAUCUAGUGCUGGUGGAUUCCUUGGUGAUAUCAUCAAAUGGAACUUUGAGAAAUUCUUGGUUGACAAAAAGGGCAAAGUCGUCGAGAGGUACCCUCCCACGACUUCUCCUUUCCAAAUCGAGAAGGACAUCAAGAAGUUGCUUGCGGCUUAAAUCUACGGUUCACCUGUUAUAGUAACAUAGAGAAAGAGAUUGAUAGCUUAUUAACCGGCAAGUGGUACACUACACAAAUUUCCCGGUUAUUGUUGUUAUACCAGAAAUUUAGAUAAACAUGUAAAGCAAUAUCUUCUUCUUCUGUUACAUUAUACGUUCCCAUAAAUAAGAUGUUCGCUUGCCAUUGUAUAUAAACAGCACACCAAUGCCUUUAGGCUUCGGACUUCAUAUAGCACAUCCCAUUAUUACGA
Camelina sativa (false flax) is the source of this 1126-nucleotide messenger RNA. RefSeq names its product putative glutathione peroxidase 7, chloroplastic. Lineage: Eukaryota; Viridiplantae; Streptophyta; Magnoliopsida; Brassicales; Brassicaceae. Gene Ontology annotation, biological process: response to oxidative stress. Gene Ontology annotation, molecular function: peroxidase activity. The record is from RefSeq and is a predicted model, not a curated record.